This is a messenger RNA of Oppia nitens, 2132 nucleotides long. Its product is annotated as ATP-binding cassette sub-family D member 3-like. Bases 111 to 2084 code for a protein of 657 amino acids. Gene Ontology annotation, biological process: fatty acid beta-oxidation; long-chain fatty acid import into peroxisome; peroxisome organization. Gene Ontology annotation, cellular component: peroxisomal membrane. The record is from RefSeq and is a predicted model, not a curated record. The transcript has 18 exons. Lineage: Eukaryota; Metazoa; Arthropoda; Arachnida; Sarcoptiformes; Oppiidae. Gene Ontology annotation, molecular function: ABC-type transporter activity; ATP hydrolysis activity; long-chain fatty acid transmembrane transporter activity.
GUGAUGCAAACGUAUUGAGUAUUGGUUUGAAAUUUGGCAGCUCUUCAGUGACCUCUUGAUUGCAAUCAUCAUAUGCUUAGUUGAUAUCAAUCAAUCAAUUGAUCCAUAAGAUGACUUUAUUGUCCAAACUUGUGUCUAACCAGUCGACCAAUGGAUUGGACGCAAAACGGGUCAUUGUAUUGACCUCAUCUGUGGCAUCACUGGUCAUUUGGGUUUUAAAUAUGAUCACCAGUGGCACCAAAUCAAGACAAAUUUUAACCAUCGAUGGCAUCGGUUAUACCGAUAAAACAAAUACAAAGACACAGAUGGAGUCAUUAACAACAGUCAUAAAGAACUUGAAGACAAUAUUGAGGCGAAUAUUAGGACCGAAAGAAUAUACUUAUGUUUUGGGAAUUGCGGCCUCACUUGUGGUCCGAACUAUGUGUGAUCUAUGGCUCAUUCAAAACGGCACUCAAAUCGAGGCCGCAAUCAUUACGGCCAACGUAUCCAAACUAAAGAGCAACUUAUUGGAUUUCCUUAUAUCAAUGCCAAUACUAGCGUUUGUCAAUAAUAGUCUUAAAUAUUGUAUUAAUCAGUUAAGACUUGGCCUUAGAUACCGACUCUCACAUAUGCUUUAUCACAAAUACACAACAGGACUCACUUAUUAUAGACUUAAUGUAUUGGACAAUCAAUGUCAAAAUAUUGAUCAAUUGAUGACCAAUGAUGUUGAAAAGUUUUGCAAUACUAUAGUUGAUGUUUACUCUAAUGUUUCAAAACCAAUUUUAGAUAUACUAAUAUUGGUCCAGAGAUUGACUACUACUUACACUGGCAUCAGUACACCCGCAUCAAUGAUUGGCUAUUUAAUUAUUGCUGGCACAAUAUUAACAAACUCGAGGCGUCCGAUGACUAAAAUGACUGUCACUGAAACACAACUGGAAGGAGAGUUGAGAUACGUUCACAACAAAAUUAUAGCAAAUUGUGAAGAAAUAGCAUUUUACCAAGGCAAUGUUAGAGAAAGAGUGACACUUAUUAAUGCAUUGACGCGACUCACAAAUCAUUUAUCAAAUGUAUCUAUAUUUAAGUUUAAUAUUGAAUUUCUUGAUAAUAUUGUGGCUAAAUAUUUGGCAACAAUAUGCGGCUACUUAUCACUUUCAAUACCAUUUCUUACUGCUCGGUAUAGUAACAAUUCACAGGCAUUUAGAUUAGAGACUUAUUACAAAUCUGGACGAAUGAUGGUUAAGUUAGCCGAAUCUAUCGGUAGAUUAGUUAUGGCCGGACGUGAUUACACUCGUUUAGCUGCUUAUACAACACGAGUUUAUCAACUAAUUAACAAUAUUGAACAUAUUCCAAAUAAUACAUUAUCAAUAAUUGGUGAUAAAUUAUCGAAACCAUUAAUAGCUGGAUCAGGUGUUAUGCAAAUCUGUGAUCCAAAUAAUUCAAUGAUAUGUUUUACUGAUGUACCUCUUUGUACACCAAAUGGAGAGGUGUUGGUUACUUCAAUUGAUUUUACACUUAAAAUUGGUCAAAAUGUUAUUAUUACUGGUCCAAAUGGUUGUGGAAAAUCUUCAUUAUUUAGAUUAUUAGGAGGUCUGUGGCCACUAUUUGGGGGUAAACUUGUAAAACCUCCUAAUAAUAGACUUUUCUAUAUUCCUCAGAGACCUUAUAUGACUAUAGGAACAUUUAGAGAUCAAGUUAUUUAUCCGGACUCUACUCAAGAUAUGAAAGAGAAAGGCGUUAACGACAAUCAUUUAUUGCAAUUUCUUAAAAUUGUCCAAAUUGAAUACUUACUCGAAAGAGAAUCGUGGGAUUCAGUACAUGAUUGGCAAGAAGUGCUAAGUGGUGGAGAAAAACAAAGGAUUGCAUUGUCCCGACUUCUUUAUCACAAACCAUUGUUUGCUAUUCUCGAUGAAUGCACUUCAGCUGUAUCAAUAGAUGUCGAACAAAACAUUUACGAUUAUCUACUAAAUUCAGUUCAAUGUUCACUACUAAGUGUUACACAUAGAGUCAAACAAUUGCAACAAUUUCAUCAUUUUAUCUUAGAAUUUGAUGGCUUCGGACAAAUCAAUUAUAGACCUCUUGUUGAUGAAGACUCAGUUUUAUUAUAAGACUUAUACCAACUAUUUUAUGUUGAAGUCUAUUAUAAGAUAAUAUAU